This is a messenger RNA of Arvicanthis niloticus (Nile rat), 4263 nucleotides long. It is a transcript of the gene Nkd1, whose product is annotated as NKD inhibitor of Wnt signaling pathway 1. Gene Ontology annotation, biological process: negative regulation of Wnt signaling pathway. NCBI's taxonomy places the organism in Eukaryota, Metazoa, Chordata, Mammalia, Rodentia, Muridae. The record is from RefSeq and is a predicted model, not a curated record. Gene Ontology annotation, cellular component: cytoplasm. Gene Ontology annotation, molecular function: calcium ion binding.
GCGCCCGGGCGUCAGUCCGGCCGCGGCGACGGCGGCAGGAGCGCGUCCCGGCGCCGCCUAAGGCUGCGCUCGGCGCGCGGACUGUGAGGAGGAGGCGAGCGAGGCUGGCGCGGGGUCGGCGGCCGGACGCAUGGCUUAGGACGCCCCGCCGCCGCGCCCCAGCAUGGGGAAACUUCACUCGAAGCCGGCCGCCGUGUGCAAGCGCAGGGAGAGCCCGGAAGGUGACAGCUUUGCCGUAAGCGCUGCUUGGGCAAGGAAAGGCAUCGAGGAGUGGAUCGGGAGGCAGCGCUGUCCAGGCAGCGUCUCAGGACCCCGUCAGCUGAGAUUGGCAGGCACUGUUGGUCGAGGCACCCGGGAACUCGUGGGUGACACUAGAGAGGCCCUCGGUGAGGAGGACGAGGACAACUUCCCCCUAGAAGUGGCCCUACCGCCUGAGAAGACCGACAGCCUGGGCAGCGGAGAUGAGAAGAGAAUGGAGAAACUAAGUGAACCCAGCCAGGCCUCCAAGAAGCAGCUCAAGUUUGAAGAACUGCAGUGUGAUGUUUCUGUGGAAGAAGACAGCCGGCAAGAGUGGACUUUUACUCUGUAUGACUUCGACAACAAUGGCAAAGUCACCCGUGAGGACAUUACCAGCCUGCUGCACACCAUCUAUGAGGUGGUUGACUCUUCUGUGAACCAUUCCCCCACAUCAAGCAAGACACUGCGGGUGAAGCUCACCGUGGCUCCUGAUGGGAGCCAGAGUAAGAGGAGUGUCCUUUUCAACCAAACAGAUGUGCAGAGCACAAGGCCCCGAGCAGACACCAAACCCACCGAGGAGCUGCGUGGCUGGGAGAAGAAGCAGCGAGCCCCGCUCAGGUUCCAGGGUGACAACCACCUGGAGCAGCCAGACUGCUACCACCAUUGUGUGGAUGAGAACAUCGAGAGAAGAAACCACUACCUAGACCUGGCGGGAAUAGAGAACUACACAUCUCAGUUCGGACCUGGCUCCCCUUCGGUGGCCCAGAAGUCAGAGCUGCCCCCUCGAAUCUCCAACCCCAUUCGCUCUCGCUCCCACGAGCCAGAAGCCGCCCACAUCCCACACCGGAGGCCCCAAGGUGUGGACCCGGGCUCCUUCCACCUCCUUGACACCCCAUUUGCCAAGGCAUCAGAGCUCCAGCAACGGCUCCGGGGCACUCAGGAUGGGAGCAAGCACUUUGUGAGGUCCCCCAAGGCCCAGGGCAAGAACAUGGGUAUGGGCCACGUGGCCAGAGGUGCAAGAAGCAAGCCCCCACUGGUGCCCACCACCCACACUGUGUCCCCCUCUGCCCACCUGGCCACCGGUCCAGCCCUCCUCCCCACCCUGGCACCCCUGGGCCACAAGAAGCACAAGCAUCGAGCCAAGGAGAGCCAGGCAAGCUGCCGGGGCCUGCAGGCCCCACUGGCUGCAGGAGGCUCCACCGUCAUGGGGCGGGAGCAGGUGAGGGAGCUGCCUGCUGUGGUGGUGUACGAGAGCCAGGCUGGGCAGGCCGUGCAGAGACACGAGCACCAUCACCACCACGAACAUCACCACCAUUAUCACCACUUCUAUCAGCCCUAGACCCCACCAGGCUGCCACGGGAAGGACCCGCCCCACACCCUAAGGCAUUAUUAUUCUAUUAAUUAUUGUUAUUAUGGCGAUUAUUGUUAUUAAUAAUUAUUGUUACUCCACUAAUAUUUAGCCAGCCUUCAUGUAGAAGACAUAUGGAAACACAGAAGUAAACUUUUAUUUAUACGUUGUGGGGAUCAUAUAACUCACCCAAGAAGUGACUCUGGGUUUGGAAGGGUCCUUGGGCCACCCCAGCUGGUCCACACAGCUCUUCCCAAACCACAGGAGCCCUCGGCCCAACUCCCCUCUCCAGCUCUUCCAGGAGAGCACCCUUGCCUGGCCCAGCUUCAGAGGCCCUCAAGAGGUCCAGAGGACAACAGCUGCUACCUCUCAGUGUUAUUCUGGUUCAACUUCACCCUUAAUUGAUUGUAACACGCUACAGGGGAUUUUGGUGGACUGCCAUUGCUCCCUCUCUCCCCUCGUCUUCUCAUGCCUCAACCUAGACACCUUAGCUGUGUUUCCCGGAGUUACUGCCUCCUCUUUCCGAAGGUACCUAGUCCUUGGCCCAAGCCAGCCCUGUGCUUUUUUUUUUUCCUUUGCCAUGCACAAUGUGGAAGCGCCCUCUCUUCCUGUGCCCCCCUCCCCUUGGCUUUUGAAGGAUGCACCUGUGUUUAAGGAUUGUCCUUGUAGCCAGUUUUCUCAGUUUGGGAACUACUCCAGAGAGAAGCAGCCACAUAAAGAGACGUGGUUUCCCAAGAUGGCACCACUGUGUGACAGAGGGUGUGAAACCUGAGUUCACCAUCAGCAGUUUCUGGCUCUCUAGCAGCCUUUGUAGCUAGCUAUAGGUAGAUGCUGCCUGUCCAUGUCUCUGUAUCUUUCCAUAAAUACACUCUCAGGUAUCUUUGCUGGUGUGCAGAAAUCACUGCGCUGCUCUGUGGAAGCUCCUAAAAUCCAGAUGGACCCCCAUGUGUUUUCUGUAAAGGCUGCCUGUUCAUCAGACGAAAGUAGCCACCUCCAUCUCACUUCCUUGGGUCUCAAAUCUGCAGUUUUGGAGAGACAUGCUUGGGUAUAGAGACUUAGGGUGGAAUGGGAGUGGCAGCUGAGACACUGGGCAGCAUCCUUGGCAGAAUAGGGUUUUAUCAGACAAGGGUCCAGGGGAACAGAAGGUUCACUGUCAGGUAGUUGGCCCCUACAUAAAUGGGAUUAUACUCCCAGGUUUGAUAAUUUGAGGAGAGAUGAGCAAGGAUGGCUGCCAACACUGGAGCAAAGGCGGAGAGGCAGCAGAACCCUAGACCAGCAAUGAGCCUGCCACUGUACCUCUACACAUGAAGGUGAGGAUCAAGAGGCACCUAGAAGCCAUGACACUCAUUCAGAGAAUGGAGCAGGCUGUGCGAAUGAAUGAAUGAAUGAAUGAAUGAAUUUACCCAGGAGGUGAAUGCCACUAUUCACUCCCAUGCCUGUUUCAUAUCCUUCUCUAGUAGCAUCAGCUGAAGGUCUUGGGAGGGAGUGGGGCUUUUAUUCUUGAGGGUCCAGAAAGAGUCUGACCCCAGAAGGAAAUGUUGCCCGCCUGUGUCCUGAGUUUAGCAUGGUUGGUAAGUGUGUACUUCUGGAGGUAGUGAGCAUUUGUUGUUUUCAUGGUGUUAAUUUUUCUGAUUGCUGCUGUGCCUGGGUCUGCUUGGUGCCAUCCUCGGGGCAUCACUGUGAGGAAGCAGGAAGUGAAAGUCGAGUAGAAGUCCUGGGAAGGUGUCUGAGGCUCAGAGAGGUCAAGAACCUGCUUGACACACAUGGUAGGUGGCAGUGCUGGGUCCUAGCCUUCAGGAUCCCUAGCCCUGAAGGAUAUGAGCCCUGAUUUUUCCUCAGGGGAAGCUGUGAGUUUCUGUUUGGCUAGAAUCCAACUCAGAGAAGAUGACUGCAACCACACCAAAUGGGCAAGGCUUUAUGGGAGCUAGCUUUGAGAUGACAGGAUCCAGUAUGAAUGAAACAGUUUUUGUCCCUGAGUCACCUGGGUGAGCAGGCCCAAGCAACUGACAUUCUGGGUCUAGGACCAGGAGGAAAGAAUUUUCUAGGAGACAAAAGCCUGGUGAGGGAAUUGUGAUUGACCGGGCUUGGGGAAGGUAGUCCCCCCUGGACUAAUUACAUGGGUCAUCUGGUAUGAACCCACCUGCCACAGGAGGCAAGGUCACCCUGGAUGAGGACAGGGACAAGAGGACCAGCAAAAACAAAACCCAAUGGCCUCCAGGGCCAGAGUUGCCACUGGCAGCUGCCUAGGGAGUAGAAGCCACUGGUUUUGGAACACAGAUCCUCAGCCUGGGGAAGAAGGUCCCCUGCUGUGCCAGGAUUUUGUUAACUUCUUGCUAACUCUUAAAAGUCACUUAAAAAUAGUACCAUGUGUUCACCUAUAAGUGAUCAAGGUAGCACAUAGAAGCUUAGAGUCAAAGGUAAGUCAGCAGGCUCCAUCUCACGUGCUCAGUCUCCAGAGAUCCACCCCAGCAUCCAUGUCCAGAUGCCCUCCAGGACCGUGAGUGCAAUGUGGCAGUUUUAACAGAGUCUGGUGCCUGGCUGUGGGCACUCAAGGCCUGACCCACCCCCCUUCCUCAGAGUAUGCACUGCAAGUGAAAUGCCGUGCCUUGGUUUCCCCCUUGUGGGUCCUUUCCAGAUGUUAGCUGUCUUCAUUACCAGAAUAAAAGCAUUUUAUAGAA